Molecule: messenger RNA, 1161 nt
Organism: Glycine soja
Lineage: Eukaryota; Viridiplantae; Streptophyta; Magnoliopsida; Fabales; Fabaceae
Product: secoisolariciresinol dehydrogenase-like
Exons: 2
Coding region: 146-955 (269 amino acids)
Molecular function (GO): oxidoreductase activity, acting on the CH-OH group of donors, NAD or NADP as acceptor
Source: RefSeq, a predicted model, not a curated record
ACAUACGUCAGUUACAUGGGAGGUAACUUGAUCUAAUAUUAGAGAAAAGCAAGCUUCAGUUGCAAGCACUUCCUUCUUGAACAGAAUAUUAAGUUGAUCACUUUAAAAUAUCUUUCCUUGGCUAUAUAUCCUGAAAAGCUCACCCAUGGCAACUGUUUCUGCGGUCUCAGCUCCUAUUAGAAGGCUUGAGGGGAAAGUGGCGAUUAUCACUGGUGGUGCAAGCGGCAUAGGUGAGGCCACUGCAAGACUCUUCUCUAAGCACGGAGCACACCUUGUCAUAGCUGACAUUCAAGACGAUUUGGGCCUCUCUCUUUGCAAACACUUGGAAUCCGCUUCCUAUGUUCACUGCGACGUGACAAAGGAAGAGGACGUUGAAAACUGCGUGAACACAGCGGUUUCCAAGUAUGGAAAACUAGACAUCAUGCUUAAUAACGCAGGUAUAUGUGAUGAGAUCAAAACAAGCAUACUAGACAACAACAAGUCUGAUUUUGAGAGUGUCAUAAGCGUGAACUUGGUUGGUCCUUUUCUGGGAACAAAGCACGCUGCAAGAGUCAUGAUCGCUGCUAAAAGGGGAAGCAUAAUUAACACAGCUAGUGUUGCUGGAAUCUUAGGUGGAGUGGCUACACAUGCCUACACAAGUUCAAAGCACGCGCUAAUUGGACUGAUGAAAAGCACUGCGGUGGAGCUUGGACAGUUUGGUAUUCGGGUGAAUUGUGUGUCCCCUUAUGUGGUUCCCACACCGUUGACCAAGAAACAUGCCAAUAUUGACGAAGAAGGAGUUCGUGAGAUUUAUUCCAACCUAAAAGGUGUUCAUCUUGUGCCGAACGAUGUGGCCGAAGCUGCUCUUUACUUGGCAGGUGAUGAGUCUAAGUAUGUUAGUGGUCACAAUCUCGUGUUAGAUGGUGGGUUUACUAAUGUAAAUAUAGGAUUUUCUGUGUUUGGACAGUCGGAGUAAAAAUUGUAUGUAUGUCUUUAAAUAAUUUUUGUUGGUGCGGGUUUGAAGUGUUAAUUUGUAUUGAGGUACACAUCAAUCUUGCUUUUUAGAUUUGCUGAACUUGAAAUUAUGACCAUCAAGAACAUAAAUUAUCUCUUCAUGGACAUCCCAUCGAAAAGAUUGUAUCGUGUUAGGAUGACCAACCAAUUAAAGUAUGCUUUCGAUCU